Messenger RNA from Sapajus apella (tufted capuchin), 2777 nucleotides. It is a transcript of the gene IGSF5, whose product is annotated as immunoglobulin superfamily member 5. NCBI's taxonomy places the organism in Eukaryota, Metazoa, Chordata, Mammalia, Primates, Cebidae. Gene Ontology annotation, biological process: cell-cell adhesion. Bases 883 to 2055 code for a protein of 390 amino acids. The transcript has 10 exons. The record is from RefSeq and is a predicted model, not a curated record.
UGGUGCCGAGCAUUGGGAUCUUGGGAGACAGACAGUCUUCCAGAACUGUCACAGUGCUCUGCAAAGCCACGUUCCUGUGUUCACCUCCCAGCACUGGGGAGUAGGGAGUUGGAGCUCUGCCCUACCCACCAGUCCUCAAGCAAAUGCCAUGGAAACUGCACUUACUUCUAAUGGCUGUCUCAUCCCAGAGGACUGCACCCUCAGGACCUUUUUCUUUCUUAAGAGGGUUUGUUCUUGUGGACGUCUGGAUGCCUGGCUGGGAGAAGGAGCCAGUUCCACCAGCCCAUGAGCUUUGCUGGAGGCAAGGUCAGUCAGACAGGCAGCACAUUUUGGGCAGCAAGGCUCUGUAAGCCUCCAGCUGGUGGAAGAGGACCAGCCUCCGGGUUGAGCAGGGCCUUGACUCCAAAGGACUUGGAAGAGGAGGAAGAGGAAGUGGAGGCCAGAGUAGAGGACAGACGGACCCUGAGGCCUCUGCAUUCCCAGCCUGGGGCCUGGGCUUCCUGUGUUUGGCUGCCGUGUGAGGCUGGCUAAUGAUUAAGAAGGAACUAUGCACCCUGAAGAGCUCCCUGGAGUGGGAGGCCGCAUCUGUGUUUAUAACACAGCCUGGGGUGUGACACAGCCAUUUGGUAAGGAACUUCUGGUUCUGGUGAGGCAGAAUCUCAGGACUCUCUAGUGGCCAGACAAGAGUGUGUUUCUACAUUUGUGUGGAGAGAGGACAGCAGUCACAAAUAAGCCUUUAGGAAAUACAGCGCCUUUGCUGAAGCCCUACGGAGGGCUUACCUGUCAUCUGGGGUGGUUCAUGACAUGUCUAGCAUAUAGGUGAUCUAACCCUGAAUCUUCCAGGAGGACACAUCAGUACUGGGCCAGGAAGAACAUAUAGAGAUGCAGGGCUGCAGGAAUUCUGUGCUGACCAUGCUGGUCAUCCUGGCUGGGCUGGCAGGUUCUGGAUCUGGUUAUGGAGUCAUAGAAGGCCCCCAAAACGUAACAGUCCUGAAGGGCUCCCAGGCUCGCUUCAACUGCACUGUCUCCCAGGGCUGGCAGCUCAUCAUGUGGGCGCUCAACGGUAUGGUGGUGCUGAGCAUCCGGCCCACGGAGCCCAUCAUCACCAAUGACCGCUUCACCUCCAAGAGGUAUGAUCAGGGUGGGAACUUCACCUCGGAGAUGAUCAUCCACAACGUGCAGCCCAGUGAUUCAGGGCACAUCACAUGCAGCCUCCAGAACAGUCUCCUGCAUGGGUCUGCUUUCCUUAUGGUCCAAGUUAUGGGAGAGUUGUUCAUUCCCAAUGAUAAUCUUGUAGUCGUUGAGAAUGAACCUUGUAGAGUUACUUGUCGAGCCUUGAACUGGCCCGUGCUCCCGGAUAUUUUCUGGGAGCUCGGUGCCCUGGUCAGCCAUUCAAGCUAUUAUUUUGCUCCGGAGCCCAGCGACCUUCAGAGUGCAGUGAGCAUCCUGGAUCUGAUCCCACAGGGCAAUGGGACUUUGACUUGCGUGGCUACCUUGAAGAGCCUGCAGGCCUCCAAGUCUGCAACUGUAAAUCUCACUGUGAUGCGGCCUCACCGAGACGCUGGAGGAGGCAGAAGUAGCUAUCCAGUUUUUUUACCAGGCUUGGGUUUUUCGUUGCCUACUUGGGCCAAAGCUGCACUUGGACUAUCAGGCGCCCUGCUCCUGACGCUGACGUGCGCCCUUACGAUUCGCUGCUGCUGCCGCUGCUGCUCCUGCGGCUGCUGCUGCCGCUGCUGCUGCUGCUGCUGCAGAAGAAAAAGAGGAAUUCGCAUUCAAUUUCAAAGAAGGAAAUCUGAAAAAGAGAAGGAUAAAAAAGAAACGGAGACAAAAUGUGGAAAUAAAAACCCUGACGGCAGUUCGGAUGAACCGAAGGCCACAGAAACUGAUUCUCUCCCUCCUAAAUCCUGUGAAUCCAGUGAUCCUGGACAAAGAAGCAGUAGCUGUGCCCCCCCUCAACAGGAGGCUGAUCAAUGUCUGCCCAGGCCAGCAAAUCAUCCACAGGCUUCUUUUAAUCUGGCCAGUCCUAAGGAAUUCAGGAAUACAACUUUAGUAUAGCAAAGACUUCAUCAAGCUACACUGAACACUUGGUUGACAAUUUACAGCAUGGUGACGGCAUCCUUCCUUUCCAUCCUGAGACUGGCCUGCAGCUCUGCCAACAUUACCUGAACAGGAGAUGUCGGAGUCAUCAGAACUGAUACUUGACAGUGAGAGAAGGAAUCAAUUUUCCCAGAUUUCAAAGUAGAAUGUGACAUUUAAAAGGUUUCAAGGUUUCUGUGAAUUCCAUGAAGUUACCAAGUAAAAGCUGCAAAUUCAUCAUAAUUUUUCUCAACACUCGACACUCCCACUUGUUAAUCCAACAAAUGGUAGAUAAAAGUCAACAUUCUACCAUCACUUUAAAAAGUUUUGAUUAUCUUAAAGCAUAUGAAGAUGAUGAUAUUUGUACAUAUUUAAUAUGCAGGGGUAUACAUAUUAUCAGUGAAUUGUGAGUAUAAAAAUGAGGAUCAACCAGAAGUCUACAGUUGACUCUCAAAACCGAGCUCAGUUAAAAUAAGAUUCAAUCCUAAUAUGAAGAUGCAUGUUCCUUAAUAUCUCAUGAAGUAUUUACUUGAAGACAUUCAUUUUUAUCUGUCCCUUAUCAGACUUAUUUGAAUCUCCUCAAAUGAAUUACAUGUGACUUGUGCUCUGUAGAGGGUGGACCUCACCUACUAUGCAUACCAUGAAAAAACUGGAAAUGGGCAUUGUAGUCUUUAAUUAAUAAAAAGGAAAACACCAAAAAA